AUGGUGGUGGUGGGGUGGUUGGUGGGGUGGUGGGUGGCGGUGGCGGUGGUGGUGGUGGUGGUGGGGGUGGGGUGGGUGGUAAGGAGGGCGAACGGGUGGUACCAUGAGAUGAAGCUUGAUGUCGGAAUCAGACAAAAUCUGCCCCCGGGGGAUCUGGGCUGGCCCCUCAUCGGAACCAUGUGGUCUUUUCUCUCUGCCUUCAAGUCUUCCUCGCCGGAAACUUUCAUCCAAACCUGCUUUCUUGACAGAUUCGGACCUACCGGAAUAUACAAGACCCACAUGUUCGGAAAUCCUAGCAUCAUAGCUACAACGGCGGAGACAUGCCGGAGAAUCUUAACCGACGACGACUCCUUCAAACCCGGGUGGCCGGCUUCCACCGUGAAUCUAAUUGGCCGCAAGUCCUUCACCAGCAUUUCUGAUGAAGACCACCGGUGGCUGAGGAGACUCACCGCCGCCUCCAUCAAUGGCCACGAAGCGCUAUCGGUGUACUUAGAAUAUAUCGAGAAAAAUGUAAUAACAGCUCUAGAUGAGUGGUCGAGUAUGGGAGAAAUCGAGUUCUUGACGCAAUUACGAAAACUUACAUUCAAUAUAAUUAUGCAUAUUUUCUUGAGCACAGAGAGCGAAGGAGUCCGAGGGGCUCUCGAGCGGCAAUACACAAGGUUGAACUUUGGAGUAAGGGCGAUGGCGAUCAAUAUCCCUGGAUUCGCUUAUUAUUCGGCAUUUCAGGCACGUAAAAGGCUCGUCGCCAUUCUCCAAGGGGUCUUAACGAAGCGACGAGAGGAAAUGAAUAAACGAAGGGUGAACGCAAAUAAAGACAUGAUGGACGGGCUUAUGGAUGCCGAGGAUGAAAAUGGAAGACGAUUGAGCGACGAAGAAAUUAUCGAUAUUUUGAUCAUGUACCUCAACGCCGGGCAUGAGUCGUCGGCACACACAACCAUGUGGGCAACUCUAUUUUUACUCAAGCAUCCCGACAUGUACAAACGGGCUAAGGCCGAACAAGAAGAAAUUGUGAAAAAUCGACUUCCUGGGCAAAAAAGUCUAAACCUUAGAGAAAUUCGACAUAUGGAUUAUCUUUCUAAGGUCAUUGAUGAAACUCUGCGUAUCAUAACAAUCUCGUUGACGGUCUUCCGUGAGCCAAAAAAGAAUGUUCGGAUAAACGGAUACACAAUCCCUAAGGGAUGGAAAGUAUUGGUUUGGUUUCGGGGAGUUCACUUUGACCCCGAAACCUACGAAGACCCAAAAAAGUUUGACCCUUCGAGAUGGGAUGGUUUUACGCCAAAAGCCGGGCAAUUUCUACCUUUCGGAGCGGGGUCCCAUUUGUGUCCUGGAAAUGAUCUUGCCAAGAUUGAAAUCGCAGUAUUUCUUCAUCAUUUUCUUUUGAACUAUAAGUUGGCUCGGCGUAAUCCCGAUAGUCCCGUCAUUUAUUUACCACACACGAGGCCUAAGGACAAUUGCCUUGGAACAGUAAAGAAAAUCACUAAUGGUCAAGAUGGGUAGAUAUGUGAAAUAAUUGACUUAGUUGUUUGUAAGAUUAUUAGACUACUUGUCAAGAUGGAUAGAAUUGUUAAAUGAUUGUUUUAGCUGUUAGUAAGAUUAUUACAACAAUUUGUUCAUGAAUAUUAAAGGUGUGUUUGUUUGGCGAUU
Messenger RNA from Andrographis paniculata, 1644 nucleotides. Its product is annotated as ent-kaurenoic acid oxidase 1-like. The record is from RefSeq and is a predicted model, not a curated record. Gene Ontology annotation, cellular component: endoplasmic reticulum. Gene Ontology annotation, molecular function: heme binding; iron ion binding; ent-kaurenoic acid monooxygenase activity. NCBI's taxonomy places the organism in Eukaryota, Viridiplantae, Streptophyta, Magnoliopsida, Lamiales, Acanthaceae. The transcript is spliced from 8 exons. Gene Ontology annotation, biological process: brassinosteroid biosynthetic process; brassinosteroid homeostasis; multicellular organism development. The coding region runs from base 1 to 1497 and encodes 498 amino acids.